AUGGCAGGAAAUUAUGACUAGGGAAUUGUGUGUGUGACAGGUGGAACAGGCUACUUGGCUUCAUGGCUAAUCAUGAAGCUUCUUCAACAUGGUUACUCUGUUCAGACCACCAUCAGAUCUCACCCAGGUAUGCAUUGCUUCUCAUGAAUACCAAUUGAUGUUACAGACAAACUUGUAAAUCAGUUUUUAUUCAUAUUUGUGGUCAAAAAAUUUAAGCAAAUAAUUUCAAUAAAGAAAUAUGAGGUUUAUCUUCUUCUUCUAUUUUUUUUUCUUUUUUUUCCCCGGCAAAUAAGAAUUAUGUAGUUAAUGUAAACGGUAAAGAGUUGAUGUUGUUAAAAAUGGUUUUCUGUGAAGUGGGAUAAAGAAAAGAUGGGUUCCGAGUUGAUGUUGUUAAGAAUGGUUUUCUGUGAAGUGCGAUAAAGAAAAGAUGGGUUCCUUACAUUAAGAUAGAACAUAUAAGUUAUUCUUACAUAUUGGAUUCACCGAAUUUUCUGAAGUUGAAGUAUUUGUUAUUUUUGACUGGCAUCUCUUUCUCUUAUACACACAGAAAUAUGCAUACAUUAGGCUAUGUGAAGAGAGAUAGUGUGAACCACUUAUUCUAAUAAAAAAAAAGGAAGGAUAAUAAUCAUGUUUGGAGAAAGAAAUGAAAUGAAACUAUUUUAAUGAAUUUACCACCAUAACUUAUUUUCAUAAUUUUUUUUUAAAAAAAAUAAGGGCAAAUUUGUCAUCAACAAAGUUUAAUAAAAAAUGCUAGCAUUUCCUUACAGUUUUGGAAGAAUAACAUAAGCAACUCAUUAAGCUUAAAUGUAUCCCUCCAAAAUUUUCCAUUUCCUUUCUUUUCCUGCAAAAACUUUAUACAAAACACACAAAAUUAUAUCCCUAAAUUAAUGUUCAAAACCAUUGUCAUUCCCUCUCAAAGAAAUGGACAAACCUUAGAAUUUUCAAAUAACUAAACCAAACAAGCCUAGAAUUUUCUAGUCUUCAGUUCCACUUUUUUCUCCCACAAAAACAAUGUCAAAUCCAACUUUGUGUUGUAGUUACAUACUUUUAUUCACACUAAUCAUCUGUCAAGUGCAAAGCGAAAAAAAUGUAACAUUUUAUGGCAUAUCAACUAGAUAACAAGAGAGAUGUCAGCUUCCUUACCAGCCUACCAGGCGCAUCGGAAAAGCUCCAAAUCUUCCAUGCUGACCUUGAACAGCCAGAUAGCUUUCAUGCAGCCAUUGAAGGAUGCAUCGGAGUGUUUCAUGUGGCUCAUCCCAUUGAUUUCGAAGGCAAACAACCUCAACAAGAGACGACCAGAAGAUCAAUCAAUGGGACUCUAGGCACUUUAAAGGCUUGCCUUGAUUCCAAGACAGUGAAAAGAGUGGUGUUACUGGUGUACACUUCCAGUACAUCAACUGUGGUGUUCAAUGACAAAGGUUUAAAAGAAAUGAAUGAGGGUACAUGGAGUGACACGGACUUUAUCAGAGAACUUAAGCCUUAUGCAGCUUCAUACAUGAUUUCCAAGACAUUAACAGAACAGGCAGCUCUAAAGUUUACAGAAGAACAUGGAUUGGAUCUUGUGACAGUAAUUCCUUCUUUUAUUGUUGGCCCCUUCAUUUGUCCUUGUUGCCCCAAUUCAAUCUCCAUGUCAUUGGCUAUGAUUUUUGGUUACAAGGAUCUAUAUGAACUUCUUGCUAGUACACCAUUGGUGCACGUUGAUGAUGUGGCAUGUGCACACAUCUUCCUUCUUCAAAAUCCUGAAGCAAAAGGAAGGUACAUAUGCUCAGCAGCAGAAUUAACAAUUUAUGACAUGUCUGAAUAUUUGUCAGCCAAAUACCCAGAAUAUCAAAUACCAAAGGCUGAGUGAGUUCUAAUUC
Cornus florida is the source of this 1859-nucleotide messenger RNA. Its product is annotated as vestitone reductase-like. Gene Ontology annotation, molecular function: oxidoreductase activity, acting on the CH-OH group of donors, NAD or NADP as acceptor. Lineage: Eukaryota; Viridiplantae; Streptophyta; Magnoliopsida; Cornales; Cornaceae. Bases 1100 to 1849 code for a protein of 249 amino acids. The record is from RefSeq and is a predicted model, not a curated record. The transcript has 2 exons.